ACAAAUUCACAACCACCACUGGAUUUCACACUCACAGAAAUUCACAUGGAAUCGGAUUCUCAAACAUAAUCACCCUCUACCAAUUGAAUUUACUCAUUUAGCUUUCGCAAUGGCGCUAAAAACUAUAAUUCCAAAUUCUUCAACCUCACACUUCCCGCAUUUAUCGGUGGUUCAUUUGCCGCCGUCCUGUAUUCUUUGUCACAGAGACACCUUGAUCCGGCAAACAUAUCCGGCCAUUUCUCUGCGGAAGAGUUGCUAUUUCCUGUUCCCGAUUCCAUUGGAAAUUUUGUCGACUGGUAGGUCUAAGCGUUAUGUGAAAUCAACGGAAGAGAGUACGGAGGAAACUUCUGCUGGUAAUGAUGAUGAUGAUGAUUCCGGUGAAGAGAGUUAUCAAAGCUCGGAUGAGUUCGACAGAAUUACUACCGGUGGUUCGAGAAGGAAUGUUUCGUCUUUGUCUGAUGCUCUUAACCUUGGGAGUCGUGAUCCGGUUUAUGAGGUUGUGGAAGUAAGUUCAAAAGGAAUGGUCUCAACCAGAAAAGUUCACAGACGGCAUCUACUAAAGUCAAGUGGUCUUCGUCCUCGUGACAUACGGAGUGUUGAUCCAUCGUUAUGGUUGACAAACACAAUGCCUUCUUUGCUGGUUCGUGAAAAUGCCAUACUAUUGAAUUUGGGCUCGCUGCGGGCAAUUGCAAUGCAAGAGAGUGUCUUUAUAUUUAACUACAACCGUAGAGGAGGAAAAGCUUUUAUUGAUGAUUUAUUACCUCGCUUAAAUCCUAAAAGUAUGAUUGGAGGAGGUCUAGUAAUGCCCUUUGAGCUUGAGGUCGUUGAAGCCGCCCUUCAUUCACGAAUACAGCACUUUGAGCACAGACUAAUGGAUUUAGACCCACAUGUUCAAGAUCUACUUAAGGUUUUACCAAACCGAUUAACAGCUGGUAUAUUGGAACAACUUCGCAUUUGCAAGCAAACCUUGGUCGAGCUGGGAUCAAAAGCAGGGGCACUCAGACAAAUGCUGCUUGAUAUUCUAGAGGAUUCUCAAGAAAUACGCCGUCUCUGUAUUGUGGGCAGAAACUGCAUCUUGGGUAGAAACAGUGAUGUGGAAUGCUCAGUUCCACUUGAGAAGCAGAUUGCUGAGGAAGAGGAGGAGGAAAUUGAAAUGUUGCUGGAAAAUUAUCUUCACAGAUGUGAAUCAUGUCAUAAUCAAGCAGAAAGACUUCUUGAUUCUGCAAGAGAAAUGGAAGACUCGAUCGCUGUAAACUUGAGUUCCCGGAGGCUUCAGGUGAGCAGAUUUGAAUUGCUUCUUCAGGUUGGGACCUUUUGUCUUGCAGUUGGUGCCCUGGUUUCAGGUAUAUUUGGCAUGAAUCUAAGAUCCUAUCUUGAAGAACACGUGUUUGCAUUUUGGCUUACUACAGCAGGAAUCGUCUUUGGUGCUGUAGUCGCAUUUUUUCUCACGUACUCGUACCUCCGGUCAAAGAAGAUUCUGUAGGCUGCUUUUGUAAGUUAAAUCUUCAUCUGAUCAAUUAUCAUUUCGGCAAAGAAAUUGUACUUCUUACAAAAUUAUGGACAAGGGAUACAAAAGCAGAGAUGAAACCAUUAGGAUCUGCCAUUAGAGUUCUUGAUAGCAAUCACAUCAAUCGAAAAGAUUAAGCUCUGUUUCCAUUCGAGGUAACGAAUGGAGGAUUUUAGCAAGAUAGCAGAGUAUAUAUAUAUCAUGUAUGUAAUUCCUAAUUCCUAAAUCUUUGUUGUGUGUAUAUCUGAGUGUUGCAUAUGUUGUUAUCAGUUAAAGUUUGUUGUCUGGUCAGCAUAAUCCCUAGAUGGUAUCGGAAUAACCAGGGGUGGUAAUUUUGUACCAAACUAAACCAAUCAGCAUAUGUAUCUUAAUUGUUAUCAAUUACAAUCGGUUGGCA
Cynara cardunculus var. scolymus (artichoke) is the source of this 1904-nucleotide messenger RNA. Its product is annotated as magnesium transporter MRS2-11, chloroplastic-like. NCBI's taxonomy places the organism in Eukaryota, Viridiplantae, Streptophyta, Magnoliopsida, Asterales, Asteraceae. The transcript has 13 exons. Gene Ontology annotation, biological process: magnesium ion transport. Bases 110 to 1483 code for a protein of 457 amino acids. Gene Ontology annotation, molecular function: magnesium ion transmembrane transporter activity. The record is from RefSeq and is a predicted model, not a curated record.